GUUGGACAAGUGACCAUGAAAGAAGAAUUACUACUCCUAUGAAAAUCCCAAAAUCACAUAAACAAUUCCAAAACCGGUUGUGAAAAAAAAACAUGGCGGCGACGCUGGCGAAGUUUUUGCAAAGGCGAUUCCUUUCAACACAAUCACUCCAUUUUGAUCGCACCAUCGUUCAAGCUUCCUCUGGGCACAGAUAUGGAUUUCAUAAAAGGGGAAUCUUGACACAGACAGAUCCAAGUAAACAUGUUUGUGAAGGUUUAGUAAAUAAUGAAGCCAGCGCCUUACAGUCUAGUGUGAAACCGGAUUCCUCUGCCAUAAAGUUUUCUGCUAAGUCUACUUUUAAAACAUCCCCAAGACAUGAUCUUGCUAUGGUUUUCACCUGCAAGGUCUGUGAAACGAGGUCCAUCAAGACAGCUUGUCGCGAAUCAUAUGAGAAAGGUGUAGUGAUAGCAAGAUGUGGGGGAUGUAAUAAUCUCCACCUGAUUGCAGAUCACCGGGGAUGGUUUGGCGAACCAGGAACUGUUGAGGACUUCCUUGCUGCUCGUGGAGAAGAAGUUAAAAGCGGGUCAGUUGAUACACUGAAUCUUACAUUGGAAGAUUUAGCUGGAACACAAGCUUGAAAUGUACAAUUUGACCAAAUAUAUAUGCUGCAUUAGGGUAUCAUUGAGAUAAUGGAAGGGUGAGGGAAUGUAACAAUUGUUGGUGUUUUCAAACUCAGACUUUUAUUACUAUCUUUUGAUUAUUGCAAAUAAUAAAAAGUGUUACAUUUAA
Trifolium pratense (red clover) is the source of this 768-nucleotide messenger RNA. RefSeq names its product DNL-type zinc finger protein. The record is from RefSeq and is a predicted model, not a curated record. Gene Ontology annotation, cellular component: mitochondrion. Gene Ontology annotation, molecular function: zinc ion binding; protein-folding chaperone binding. Bases 93 to 617 code for a protein of 174 amino acids. Gene Ontology annotation, biological process: protein import into mitochondrial matrix; protein stabilization; protein folding. NCBI's taxonomy places the organism in Eukaryota, Viridiplantae, Streptophyta, Magnoliopsida, Fabales, Fabaceae. The transcript has 2 exons.